Molecule: messenger RNA, 459 nt
Organism: Eimeria mitis
Lineage: Eukaryota; Apicomplexa; Conoidasida; Eucoccidiorida; Eimeriidae
Exons: 2
Coding region: 1-459 (152 amino acids)
Source: RefSeq, a predicted model, not a curated record
AUGGCUCCUCCUGUGCUCUCUGAGUCCCUACUGGAGGAUGAAGACCUGCAGCAGCAGCAGCAGCUGCUGCUGCAGCAGCAGCAGCUCGACGAGCCCGUGCCCUUCAUGAGUGGGGCCCUGCUGCGGCGCAGAGAGAGGCUACCGGCUGCAGCAGCAACAGCAGCAGCAGCAGCAGCAGCAGCAGAUCCAUCGAGCAGCAGCAGCAGCAGCAGCAGCAGCAUAGCUGGGAACUGGAGUUGCUGGAGUCCUCAUCAGCAGCAGCGUCGGCCGCAGCAGCAGCAGCAGCAGCAGCAGCAGCAGCAACAGCAGCAGCAGCAGCAGCAGCAGCAGCAGGACGGGAAGAUAUUGCUGCCGUAUAGAACUGUAGCAGCAGCAGACACAGCGCAGCAGAGCCGAGCCUUUGGCUUGCCUUUGCCUUCUCUGAGCUUCGCAGCAGCAGAAGCAGCAGCAGCAAGCUGA